GAGUGCGAGCUGCGACUGUGCGCCGGGCGGGGCGGAGCCUGUCCGGGGGAAAGCCGGGUGCGGCGUGCCUCGUGCGCCCCGCAGCUGCAGAGCCCUGUGUUCUGCGCGCGGACCCCGGGUCCUUAACGUCCCCGACCCGGUGCAGGGAGCUGCGGCCCCGGGAAUCCCAAUUGUGUGAGUGCCCAGGAGCAGAGGCCCCGACCGAAGACAGAAAGCAGAGAGCUUCAGCCCUGGGCUGCAGCUACCAAGGUCCGGAGGUUCCGAGCGGCUGCAGAGAGGAUGCAGGGCGAGCCUGAACAUCUCCAUCCUCAGUUUCUCCACUUGCUACAGCGCUGCAGCGCCUGGUAGCCAGCACCUCAGAAAACAUGCCUCUUGAAUCGUUGCAGUCUCUCCUCUACAGAACUUUUAAGAUGACUGGCAGAAUAGAAGCAAAUUAAACCAGAUGCUCAUCCACAGCUCAAAACAAAGAUAUGGAGCUUUAAAGGAGAAAGUAUCGUGGUGUCGGCCAUGGGUCAUCAAGACACAGCCGGACAAUGUGGACCAAUUUCUUCAAACUGCGAGUCUUCUGCUAUCUGUUUGUGGUGCUAAUGGUGGUGGUGUUGGUUGUCAAUGUCACUCAGGUGGAGUACUUAGACCAUGAGACGGUAUCAGAGACGUUCGUCGACAGCAGCGGGCAGUACGUUUCCUCGCAGGCUACAGGCGUUAGUCGGAAUGCGUACUGUGGCUACGAGCACCAGACCCUGUCUAGUCAGGAACGCUUAGAGGAAGAUGUCUUGCUUGCUGCCUCCAAGUGGAAGGUACCUGAUGUGGACCUGGUCCCGUUUGUGAAGAGCACCGACCCUUCUUCCAGCUACUUUGUCAUUUUGAAUUCUGCGUCCUUCUUCAGGGUUGGGAGCCAGCUGGAGGUGCUGGUUCAUGUGCAAGAUUUUCGAGGGAAGCCCAAGAAGUAUGGAGGGGACUACCUGCAGGCCAGAAUACACUCACCUAAGCUGCAGGCAGGGGCCGUGGGCCGAGUGGUAGACUACCAGAAUGGAUUUUACAAGGUGUUUUUUACUUUGCUCUGGCCAGGCAGAGUUAGAGUGUCCGUAUCUCUGGUUCACCCCAGUGAAGGGAUCAGGGUUCUUCAGCGCCUGCAGGAAGAGAAACCAGACAGGGUCUAUUUCAAGAGUCUCUUCCGAUCGGGAAGGAUUUCUGAAACAAUGAAGUGCAAUGUGUGUCUUCCUGGAAGUCUUCCGCUGUGCAACUUUACGGAUCUUUACACUGGAGAGCCCUGGUUCUGCUUCAAACCAAAGAAACUCCCCUGCAGCAGCAGAAUCAAUCACUUCAAGGGCGGAUACACGAAGGGCCUUCUCACUGCUGCAGAAAGUGCUUUCUUUCAGAGUGGUGUGAAUAUCAAGAUGCCAAUCAACUCCAGCGGACCUGAUUGGGUGACUGUGAUUUCCCGGAGAACAAAAGAAACUGAUGACCUAGAAGUUUCUCAAGGCUCAGGAAUUUUUCCUUCCGGACAUUUCUACAAAAACCAGUGGAGGCCCAGGAGGUUUAAGAUGCGCCAUUUUAAUGACCCCGACAACGUUACAGAAUGCUUGCAAAGAAAAAUGGUGUAUUUAUUCGGUGACUCAACAAUCAGGCAGUGGUUUGAAUACCUCACUGCAUUUGUUCCAGAUUUAGUACAGUUUAAUUUGGGUAGUCCCAAGAACGUUGGUCCCUUCCUCGCAGUGGACCAGAAACACAACAUCUUGCUCAGAUAUCGCUGUCAUGGUCCACCCAUCCGCUUCACGAGCGUCUUCAGUAAUGAGCUGCGUUAUGUGGCAAAUGAACUGAACAGGAUCGUGGGAGGGAAGAACACAGUGGUGGCCAUAGCUGUGUGGUCUCACUUUAGCACAUUCCCCUUGGAAGUCUAUAUCCGGAGGCUCAGGAACAUUCGACGAGCAGUGGUCCAACUCCUGGACCGAAGUCCUAAGACUGUGGUUGUCAUCCGGACAGGCAAUGCCCAAGAGCUGGGGCCUGAGGUGAGCCUUUACAACAGUGACUGGUAUAACUUUCAACUGGACACUGUCCUUCGGAGGAUGUUUUCAGGGGUUGGAGUCUACCUUGUUGAUGCCUGGGAGAUGACCUUGGCUCAUCACCUACCCCACAAGCUGCAUCCAGAUGAAGUUAUUGUGAAGAACCAGCUGGACAUGUUCCUAUCCUAUGUAUGCCCCUGGGAGACUUAGCUAUCCUGAAGUUCACUGGAGCAAUCCUGAUCAGUGACCGUUCCCGUUGACCUGCAGCAUAGAAAAAUUUGUGAUCAACUGUGUUGUGAAAUGGAUACUCUCAACUUGUGGGACAUUUCAGAAAAGAGCUGUAUUUUGCAUAAUGACUGGUAAUGAACUUAGGCAGUGUAUGCACUUGUAUCUACCUAUAGGAUCUUUCCGUCUUCACUUAGCCAUCGUAAAGCUCUAACUUACGCAUCUACACACUGUAUUGCCUUUGUAACCAAAGAUACUAAUGAGUGGUUAAGAACUAGCUUCUCCUGGGGUGGAGGUGACUGUGUUGAUGCCCAUGAGAGGUGUUUUGAUGUAAACAGAAGGGAUAGAUUUGGUUGGCAGUGCUAUGUUUGCCACUUACCCAGUAAAGGACAUUGAACAUGUCUUCAUGAAUAGCAUGAAGUUCCCUCCUCAGGAAUAGAGAGGGAUUAUUGCUAACAGUUCCUGUGGCCACAGUGAAGACUGCCCUAUCUCAGGAGUUUCUAUUGACUUUUUUUUUUUUUUUCUCAAUUACUUGUCAAGGCCAAUGUGUGUGGUCAGAAUUUUAUAUGAGGAUAUUAACCAUUUCCUGCUUUUCUCUGGAAAGGAGCAAAAUGAAAGAGCACACAGUCUCUGUUUUGGAUUGGUAUGGACACUGGAGAAUUAUUUCUUACUUGAUUCAGCCGAAUUUUAUGUGAUGAAUUCUUAUUCUAGGAUAACCAUUUUUGGAAACAAAUAUGUAAAUAGAAGUUUAUUUUUAUGUUCCAAAGCUUGUGGGUUUUGAGAACUGACUUUUAUGUAAAGAGUGUCACUGGCUCUCAUAAAAUUGUAGGGUUUCUCCCCUCAGCAGUUCCAAAUGUUUCUCUUUGCUCUUGGCUGUCAUGACAUGACAUCAGACAUGAAACCAGACCAGAAGUUAAUAAAAUUAGAUAUCAAAAUCCAUGAGAAGUAUUUCUUGCUUUAGGCAUGAAGUGUACAUACAGAUUGUCUCAUGCUUGCAUGUAAGAAGCCACUGUUGAGCUAUCUGCUCUUCCUUCUGGCUCUUUGGACUGUGGUUCAAGCCUAGGGCCUUGUGCACACUAGGACGUUGCUCUACCAACUGAGUUACAUUCCUAGCCCAUUUCUGGACACCCUCAAAAUAACAGGAUUGGUCAUUUUAUUGGACAUUGUCUUAUUAAUAUCAAAUGGAUUUAAAUUAAAUUUAGGAUCAUUGAAUAAGUAGCUUUUGCAUUAUGAGAGGUUAUAAUUUACUUUUGCUUUCUCUGAACAGACCUGUAUAAACACUGGGCUGGCUUGGGAAAUGAAAACAGAUGCUAAAGCAAAAUAAAAUAAAUAAAUAAAUAAAUAUGCAUCCUUCAGAAAUGG
Molecule: messenger RNA, 3590 nt
Organism: Arvicanthis niloticus (Nile rat)
Lineage: Eukaryota; Metazoa; Chordata; Mammalia; Rodentia; Muridae
Gene: Nxpe3
Product: neurexophilin and PC-esterase domain family member 3
Source: RefSeq, a predicted model, not a curated record